AUGAGGAUGUCAUGCAAGCGCCAGCGGGUUAUGAUUCGGGAUCGUGCAGGCAGCACAAUCGGCGACCUCUACGACUGGCCGUCGAAGUUGGCAGCCAAGCUUCAUCGCAUACCACGUUUGCGAUAUGGCUGGAAAGCCCACUUGGCCAAUGGCAACUGCAUGGUGAUUUACUCCGACCAUAGCGGGUGUGGCAAUGGAGAGGAAGGCUUGCUUGAUGCCAUCACCGCGCUAAAGGAGCACUUUCACUUUGCAGAGGGCACAGACUCUGCAGACCUGUUGGAACCCGUCGUGCACAGCGUCUGCGACCCGGAUGUUCAUGCAGUACAGGCGCUGUCGGCAACAAGUCGUGCAAAGCAUCUCUUUGGCUAUGUGGAGGACUUUGUGUCCAAAGACAUGAUGUCCGACAUUGCGACUGCCGAGGAGAGAUCUGCCUUCUUGAAAGACAACUUGGCGACGGAAGUCCACCACAACCUGUCCAGCUACUUUCCACUGGACCACAAAGUCUUCUGUCGCUGGAAACAGCAAGAUGUUCCGGCUCUGGCGCCGGAGGCCUGUCUUGCCCGGGCCACAAACCGAAGGUGCUUGGAAAUCCAAGUGAGUGGCACAUGCUGCUACGAUUGGUCGUCGAUGAACCAGAAGGCCCUCAGGUCGCAUGGUCCUUCGCAGGUCUCUUUCUUGUGGUGGAAGGAGGGCCUCAAAGCCCACCAGCCAGACUUGCUCCUGCACGAGAACGUUAUGCGAUUCCACGUGGAGCAUCUCAUGGAUGGGCUCGAAGACUUGUACUCUGCCUUCCAGUUCACCCUUUCACCGCUGGACAUUGGAUGGCCGGUGAGACGGCCAAGGCGCUUCACUGCUUUGGUCCAUCGUCGAUGGCACUGUUCCGCUUCGCAGUCCGACUUCGAGUUUCAUUUCGGUGCUUCUGCGGCCAUGACGGGCAGCGAUCUACUGGCUAUGCCACCGAACAUCGUCGAGGAAUACUUCCGAAACAAACUCCGUCAGAAACUCUGCCACAAAGAAGGCCUUCUCGAAGCAGCUGAUUUCAGACGAGUGCUGACUCCGCGGCAGAGAAAAAUGCUUGAGGAAUUUGAGGAGCUCGCUGCCAAGGACGGGGGCGAGCUGGGCGAGGACUUCUUGGUCGACUUGUCCCAGACCGCCGAGUGGACCACGGUCGCAAACAGUGCCCCGAUCUGGAGCCACAAGCUGCAGCGCACGGCCUUGCCAGCAGAGCACAUGCUGCUGCAAGGCGUCCCGCUGCUAGAGGACAAGAGUCCGUGGAAGCAGUUCGUGCUUGACAAGGCCGUGGAUCCAUGUUUUGACAGCAUGUUUCUGAACUUGUCCGGGAAUGCCAUGCAUCGUGCUGUCAUUGGAACAUGGGCUGCGUAUAUCGUCGGCUCCCUGUCCCCUUGUGCCUCGCCUUCCUCAUUUCGAUUCCGGUCCACGUCAGAGCUGACAAUCACGGGUGACGAGCAGCUUGAGGGGCUUCUUGCAGCUGCUGAUGCCUUCGGCAAUGCAGCUUCCACUGGUCGGAGGGCCAAGUCGAAAGCAAAGGCGAAGGCGAAGGCCUCAGGUGAGGCCCGUGUGCUCGGGGUUCCUGCUCCAAAGAAGGCUCCGGGACGUGAGACGUACCGUGGCCUCAAGUGCAUGAUCUGCCAGUGCGAAGAUUGCACUGGCAAGAAUCCGUAUUGUCAGAAGUGCAAAGCUGACGUGGACAGCUUGGCGAAGACCGCGAAGGACGAUGGGUGGGUCGAGAAAUACGAAGAUGCGAAGCGCAACGAGCGCACCUUCCGGAAAUUGGUCCGGGAUUAUCAGUUGGAGUGCCCGUCGAAAGGCAAAGGCCGCGCCCGUGUGCAGUACUCCAAGUCGAGAGCUCUCGAGAUCAUCGCCAACGAGCAGAUUUCCGACGAGGGCACGCGCAUGGCGAAGAUGGACUGGUUUGACUUUGAGGCCUUCUACUCGCAGAAGAAGCUUUCGCCCGAAGACAUCGAGACAAAAUGGCGGACCCGUCUCGCUGCAGAGGGCGCUUACGACCUGGAAGGCGAGAACAGAGCCUUUCCAGAACGACUGCUCGUGAGGAAGGAGGACUACGUUGACUCCAAGGCUCGCCGCCGCGUCUCCCACCAGCUUGUCAACGAAGCCUCCCCGAAGGUCGCGAAGGAAUCCUUCCUCGAGGACACCGCUGACGACCGACCCGCGAACUUCUUCUCGUCUGAGGCGAACAAGUUCUUUGAAGCGAGACCAAAGCGACGGGGUUCCACAGGCUCCAACGCCUCCGCCGGUUCCCUCUCCAGUGCGCCUGCUGCAGCUGCAGACGAAGAGAACGGAGAGAAAGAGAAACUCGUUGGCGGUGACCUGACAGUGUCGCGGCUGAAGGCCUUCGACGAGACCGGGGAGCAGCUCCAGAAGGCUCUCGAGACCCUUGGCGCCACAAUCGCCAAGGUGGAGAAGGAGGCGCUUGGUUCCGUUGCAAGGGUGAACGAUAUCGACGGCGAGGGUAUCGUGCAAGACUACAAAAGCAUAGUCUGCGAGCGCUUGGUUUUGGCAAAACUAGUUCACGACGACCUGAGCAAGGAUGACAGCUGGAGCCAGCGCGACCUUUUGCUGCAGAACGCGCUCACGGGCCAAGUCUCGCCUGUUCCAAACAAAACCUUGCUCCGGAGCGCGGGCAGCGUUCGAGACUUGCAGAAGCAGCUCAAAAGCAUCACAAGCGCCGAGGAUCUGCCAAAGGCCGCGGAGCAGGUGAAGGGCAUGGUGAGCACAUGGCGUGCCUUGGCACAGUCCGUGACCGUGGCAAUGCAGGAAGCCUCCAAAGCGAUCCGGGAGGUGACGAAGAAGCGGAAGCGCAAGGAAAAGGAGGAGGAGAACAAGCAGAAGAGGGCGGCCGCAGCGGAGGCGAAGGCCCUUGCAAAGCAAGCCCAGCCCAAGGCACCGGCGGCGAAGGGUCCGACAGCGAAUCCUGAUGUUCUGGUCGAGCUCUUCGGCAAGCUCUCGAGCAUUGAGAAGGUGACGGAGGCCAACGGUGACUCCUUCUUCGACGACCUCGGCCCUUCUGUGUCGAGGUGUGUGACGGUCAAUGUCCCCACGCCGGUUGAGAUCGUCGGGCAGCCCUUCUUUGAGGCCCGGCUUGCCAUCUUCAUGAGCCAGUUUCCGGGGAGCUCGGCUGCCUUGAACACCGGAAGGGCGUUCAUGAAGAUCGGGGCAGCGGAGAGCAAGCUUGGCAACUACUACGCAAAGUUGUCGUCGACUUCCCGGCCCGAGAAGUUGGCGGAUGCGCAUAAGGAUUUCAUGGUGCCCGGCUUCGUUGGUCUGGUUGCAAAGAAGACAAGCUUUCAGAUCCUGGAUCUUGCCUCUUUCCGGCACAGCUUCGGCGACAACAAGCUGGACAUCGUCAUGAUGUCGCUGGACAGCUUCUUCGUCACGUGCAAGGACAUUGAUGCAUGA
Messenger RNA from Symbiodinium sp. CCMP2592, 3438 nucleotides. The record is from the annotation of a GenBank genome assembly. Lineage: Eukaryota; Dinophyceae; Suessiales; Symbiodiniaceae.